AUGGGAACGGAGAGGCAGGCCAAAUUCAAAGAGUUGCCUAUCGAACCUCGUGGCAUUCUCUGGCAAGAUGACUUCAUCCAACCUGAACAUGAGCAACGCCUAAUCUCCAUCUUCCUCAAUGAACUUGAAUGGCCUGAUCGUUCCGGGCGCCUGUCGCUCCACUACGGCUAUACCUUCGACUAUAAGACAUUCGAUAUAGACCCGGAAAUUCCUUUUAAGAGGUUUCCAGACUGGCUCCAGUCACUCAUUCCAACAACCGAGGCUCGACCACCAGAUCAGGUCUGUCUGCAGUACUAUCCCCCGGGCGCUGGCAUCCCACCACAUGUGGAUGCACACGGCCCCUAUGAACAGCUUUAUGCGCUGUCUCUGGGAGCGCCGACUGUCAUGCAGUUUCGCAAGGGAGACAAGUCGGUUGAUGUUGAUUUAACUCCACGGAGUAUGAUGCAGUUCACGGGCGACGCGAGGCUGCAUUGGACUCAUGGUAUUCGAAAACGCAAGACAGAUACUCUUGCCGAUGGAACUGUGAGACCACGGGCUGGCCGGUGGAGUAUCACAUACCGGUGGCUGAGAGAAGGGGAAUGCGAAUGUGGGAAUAUUGAGCUGUGUGACGUAGCUCAGAGAAGGAAUGGAAUCGAGAAGGAAAAGAGGUCAGUGAAGCAGUUAGCAGCGAAUGCUAACUAG
This is a messenger RNA of Penicillium lagena, 681 nucleotides long. RefSeq lists its product as uncharacterized. Lineage: Eukaryota; Fungi; Ascomycota; Eurotiomycetes; Eurotiales; Aspergillaceae. Gene Ontology annotation, molecular function: oxidoreductase activity; demethylase activity. The record is from RefSeq and is a predicted model, not a curated record. The transcript has a single exon. Gene Ontology annotation, biological process: oxidative demethylation. Bases 1 to 681 code for a protein of 226 amino acids.